Molecule: messenger RNA, 1237 nt
Organism: Diprion similis
Lineage: Eukaryota; Metazoa; Arthropoda; Insecta; Hymenoptera; Diprionidae
Gene: Ts
Product: thymidylate synthase
Exons: 4
Coding region: 46-1050 (334 amino acids)
Biological process (GO): dTMP biosynthetic process
Cellular component (GO): mitochondrion; cytosol
Molecular function (GO): thymidylate synthase activity
Source: RefSeq, a predicted model, not a curated record
AUACAAAUCAAUCUCUGGAAAUUUGGUUGAACAAGCGGUGAAACAAUGAAUGGAACCUCUGAAUUGUGGAGGCAAAACGAUACUUCUUGUCGUUUAUCGACAUGCGAAACCAACGGCAGAGUUAAAGCAGACGAUGCGGCAAAAGAAACCUCAAAAUUUUGCUCAACACCUGAAACUUCGGAGAGGCACGAAGAAUAUGAAUACCUUGAUUUGGUGCAACGAAUUAUCCGAAACGGCAGGAAGAAGGGCGAUCGCACUGGAGUUGGAACUUUGUCUAUUUUUGGACCCCAAAUGCGGUUUAGUCUCAGAGAUGGUGUUUUUCCACUCUUGACUACAAAAUCUGUCUUCUGGCGGGGCGUUGUGGAAGAACUUCUAUGGUUCAUUAGAGGAUCGACGGAUGCCAGGGAUCUUUCCAGUAGAGGUGUUAAAAUUUGGAACGCGAACAGUUCUCGAUCGUUUUUAGACACCUGCGGCUUUACUGAUAGAGAAGAAGGCGAUCUUGGGCCAAUCUACGGCUUUCAGUGGAGACAUUUUGGUGCUGAGUACAAAGAUAUGAAUGCGGAUUAUACAGGACAAGGAAUAGAUCAACUACAAGAUGUUGUAGAGAAAUUGAAACAUUCGCCAAAUGAUAGGCGAAUCAUAAUGUGUGCUUGGAAUCCAGUGGAUAUCCCAAGAAUGGCUUUACCCCCUUGCCAUUGUCUGGUUCAGUUCUACGUAUCUGAUGGCGAAUUAUCGUGUUUAUUGUACCAGCGAAGCGGGGAUAUGGGUCUGGGUAUUCCCUUUAACAUUGCCAGUUAUUCUCUACUCACUUACAUGUUGGCCCAUGUUACAGGAUUGAAGCCUGGUGAGUUUGUGCAUACAAUUGGUGACUGCCACGUUUACUUGAAUCAUAUUAAUGCCCUAGAAGAACAGAUUAAACGAACACCAAGACCGUUUCCCAAACUUGAUAUUAUUCGAAAGGUUGACGAUAUUGAUGGGUUUAAGGCAGACGAUUUUGAACUGAUCGGGUACGAUCCUCACCCAAAAAUAGCCAUGGAUAUGGCUUUGUAACAGAACCGGUAUACUGAUCUCGUUCCUAGAAUUUAAAAACUUGGAAAGUAUCCAAAUGAAUACCUAAUGGGGCUAAAAUCGUUGAUGAUAUUCACAUGAGAAUUAGUAUCUUUCUGUACAUUAUAAUGUGUAAUAUAUCGAUGACAUAUCUUGCAUGAAAUUAUGUAUAUUGUUCGACGCAGUGAUU